Molecule: messenger RNA, 1299 nt
Organism: Pieris brassicae (large cabbage white)
Lineage: Eukaryota; Metazoa; Arthropoda; Insecta; Lepidoptera; Pieridae
Product: 17-beta-hydroxysteroid dehydrogenase 14-like
Exons: 1
Coding region: 332-1075 (247 amino acids)
Source: RefSeq, a predicted model, not a curated record
UUUUUUUUAAUAUUAGUUAUUAUUUUACGAAUAUAUUUCAGGAUCUAAUCUUCCUUCACGAUAAUAUACCGUACGAGUCUAUCAGUAGUUACGUAACAAUUUAUUUUUGGAAGCGUCAAAUAUUUCGUUCAAUACUAAACAAAUACUGCAUAGUAGUUACAUGUAGUACUUGUUUGCGAAUGGUUUCGGAGCAAGUGUCUAGAUUAAUUUCUUGUUUAGUAAACUACACGUAUUUCAAGGCGAAUCCCCGCGUUCGUUGAUAUAAUUGAUUCACCGUUCAGUGUCCCGUAGAAGAUUGUCGAAGUAACACGUAUUGAUAACUUUUAGUGCAAUGAGUUUCAACGAGAAAGUCGUGAUAGUGACGGGCGCGAGCUCUGGUAUAGGAGCCGCAAUCGCUGAGAAAUUUAGCAGUGAAGGAGCUCAAGUAGUAAUGGUCGGUCGGAAUGAAACCAAAUUAAAUGCCGUGGCAGCCAGGUGCAAAAAUCCUCUUAUUGUCAAAGCAGAACUAGGCAAGGAGGAAGACAUAGUACGAAUUGUCGACGAAACCAUCAAGGAAUUUGGUAAAAUUGAUAUUUUAGUUAACAAUGCUGGAACGUCUGUCAUGGGUAGCAUUUUACUGGGCGAUAUAUUAAAGUCAUACGACGAAGUAAUGAACGUUAAUUUCAAAGCUAUUGUGCAUUUGACUAAAUUGGCCGCUCCACAUUUAAUUGCGACAAAAGGAAAUAUUAUUAAUAUAUCCAGUAUUGGCGCUGAGAGGACAACCUCCGUACCAUCUUUGAUGAUGUAUUCGUGUUCUAAAGCUGCUUUAAACCAUUUCUCAAAGGAUGUUGCCCUCGAGCUAUCGCCUCAUAAAGUGAGGGUCAAUGUAAUAAGCCCUGGGCCAGUUCGCACUGAUAUUCUGGAAAAUACUGGCACACCCAUUCCGUGGGAUGCUUUUAAGCAGAAGACAGCGCUGGAUAGAAUAUCUGAGCCAGAAGAAAUAGCCGAUCUUGCUUUAUUCCUAGCUAGUGAGAAGGCUAAGGGAAUAACUGGUUCGAUAUAUGUAACAGACAAUGGAAUGUCGUUAAAGAACUAGUUGAUACAUUGUAUUAUGUAAACAACAGUCCAUACUUGCUUUUAAAGAUUUAAUAUAUAUUAUUUAUCAAUGUUACUCAUACAAACCAUUUUUUUAAUUAUGAUACAGCCUAUCUUUUUAUUAUAUCCUAUGAGUUAUCUUUAAUAAAUAGCGAGAUUACUCCAUUAUGAUGUAUACAAACUUGAAUAUGAUUUAUAUUGAAUAAAGUAGAAAACUAAAAUAUU